GAUUGACAGGCCGUUCGACCAGACCCCACGCUAGAGAUUAAUUUUACCAAAACCUCCACAAACUGACUGCGGAAUUUAGCGUGUUUUCAACGAUUUUUUUCCUUGGGACCGCUACGGACACGACGGCAAACAAAACAAGGUCCAACAAGACACUCCAGCUCCUUGCCACAUUAGGAUCAGUGUCCAUGCUUCGGUAAGAUCUGAGCUGUUUUAGUCAUCCUGCAUUUGGUUUCAACAACUUAGGCUCACUCUUGCUGCAAAAAUGGAGACCGGUCACAUGGGGUUGCCGAGAGGCGAAAUGAACAAGAAUGCCCAGACCACUAUGUGGCAUCAACAGUACCACGAUUCUGGCAUCAUGUCUGGUGCGACAACAACAGCACACUCUAUGAAAGGUGAUGAGGAUGAUGAUUAUAUGAAGACUACGCACAUGAGCUUUGAAUGGGAACAGAGCUUCACAGACCAGGAGAUGCAAGCAAUGAAUGAACAGUUUGUCUCUACAAGGAGCCAACGCAUUCGACAAGCAAUGUUUCCUGAAACUUUGGAAGAGGGAAUGCAGAUCCCGUCAACUCAAUUUGAUGCUACAUCUGCUACUGCMGUUCAACGUUUGGCUGAACCGUCUCUGAUGCUCAAACAAGCUGUAGUCAAUUUAAUAAACUAUCAGGAUGAUGCAGAUCUUGCUACACGUGCCAUCCCUGAAUUGACAAAACUUCUAAAUGAUGAAGACCAGGUGGUUGUAGGCCAGGCAGCAAUGAUGGUUCAUCAACUGUCCAAAAAAGAUGCCAGUCGUCAUGCCAUCAUGAAUUCACCUCAAAUGGUAGCCGCAUUAGUGAGAGCUCUAAACAACUCCUCAGAUGUGGAAACAACUCGCUGCGCAGCUGGUACUUUGCAUAAUUUGUCGCACCACAGGCAAGGUCUGUUAUCCAUCUUUAAGUCUGGUGGUAUACCUGCUCUGGUCAAGCUGCUUGGUUCCCAGGUCGAAGCUGUGGUGUUCUAUGCCAUCACUACCCUUCACAACUUGCUUCUUCACCAAGAGGGGGCCAAGAUGGCUGUYCGUCUUGCUGGAGGGUUGCAGAAAAUGGUUGCUCUUUUGGGUCGUACCAACGUGAAGUUCCUGGCCAUUGUAACAGACUGUCUACAUGUCUUGGCUUAUGGCAACCAAGAAAGCAAGCUUAUUAUCCUGGCAUCUGGUGGACCAGCUGAACUUGUUCGUAUCAUGAAAAGCUACACAUACGAGAAGCUGCUCUUUACCACUAGCAGGGUGUUGAAGGUCUUGUCAGUGGAUACUGACAAUAAGAUGGCAAUCGUUGAGGCUGGAGGAAUGCAAGCACUUGCUAUGCAUCUUGGUCACCAAAGUAAUCGYCUUGUCCAGAACUGCUUGUGGACUCUUCGUAACCUGUCCGACGCGGCAACCAAGGAAGAAGGUCUCGAUAAUCUUCUCCAAAUGCUUGUCCAGCUCUUAUCUUCCAAYGACACUCAGGUCGUCACAUGUGCUUCAGGAAUCCUCUCUAACUUGACCUGCAAUAAUCCAAGGAACAAACAGCUUGUGUGCAGGUUUGGUGGUAUUGAAGCGCUUGUACGUACUUGUCUGCAAGCUGGAGAUAGAGAAGAGAUCACUGAACCAGCUGUGUGUGCCCUUCGUCACUUGACAAGCCGACAUGYCRAUGCUGAAGCYGCCCAGAAUGCCGUGCGUGUACACUAUGGGCUUCCUGUGUUGGUCAAGUUACUCCAUCCACCAUCUCGCUGGCCACUCAUCAAAGCUGUGAUUGGUCUAAUUCGUAACCUGGCUCUCUGCCCAGCCAAUCAUACACCAAUCAGAGAACACGGCGGACUGCCUCGUUUGGUUCAAUUGCUGAUGCGUGCUCACCAAGACAUGGUGAAACGUCCAGGACAGACGGCAGUGAUUGACGGAGUGAGAAUGGACGACAUUGUGGAGGGAACUGUUGGUGCUCUUCAUAUUCUAUCGAGAGAAGCACACAACAGAGCUGUCAUCAGAAGCCUUCACUGUAUACCUCUCUUGGUUCAGUUGUUGUAUUCUCCCAAUGAGAACAUCCAAAGAGUCGCUGCUGGUGUCCUGUGUGAACUSGCUCAGGACAAGGAAGGCGCUGAGGCUAUCGAGGCAGAAAACGCUACCCAACCCCUAACAGACCUGCUCCACUCACGAAAUGAAGGCAUUGCUGCGUAUGCUGCUGCAGUCCUGUUCCGCAUGUCRGAAGAUAAAUCACAGGACUACAAGAAACGUCUAUCUGUUGAACUGACAAGCUCGUUAUUCAGAGAGGAUGCUCCUUGGCCGCCAGAGCACAUGGAUGGUGAGUUCAUGGAUACGUAUCAUAUGGCUGGAGCUUAUAAUUACCCCGCAGAAAGCAUGGAUUACACCCAAGGUCCCAUGGACUACCACCAACCCCAUUAUGACUACCAUGGCGACUCCGGCAUGCCUCCCCCUGGACAUCACCACCCUGGACAGCACCCCCCUGCCRGUGGAACCUGGUACGACACCGACCUUUAAUGACCUUGUCUGGCACUUCUUGUCAAGAAAACGAGUUAGAUGAUAAGCCUUUCCUUUACGAAAGUUAACUGACAUUAUUUAGAACCGUAACGAACAUGGGUUCGACAUAGCGUAAAAUAGACUUGUGCUGGCUUUAGUCGUAUUUUUUUGUUUUUGUUUUUUAUUAUAAAGUAAAAUGUAUAUCAAAUAUUUGGGAGCAUUUUUGUUGAUAUUUUUCUUUAAUUUUGUUACCAUUAGACUCUUUUGUAAACRUAGACUUUGACUCAGUUUUCUUCUAACGAAAAUUUUGGCUCACCUUUUGUUGGAGAGUAUUUUGUUUGCCCAAAAAAAGUCGAAAAUCAAAUAAGUAGAAUGUUCCUCGCUCCCAUGACGACCAAACGUUGCUUCUCCAUCACAACAGCCUCAUUUCGAUGAGACCAAACACCUCUGCCCCCUCCGCCAUGURUUCAAAUACCACUGGUGAAAUGAAAAAUAUUUCACGGUAUAGAUAUUUUAGGCUACUCGAGUAAAUGAAUAAGCUAGUCUUCUAGAAUUAGUCUUUUUCCAUGUGUAAGUUCAGUAUUUUCUUUUUCUUUUAUUUMUUGUAAAACGUACGAUCACGAUUUUGAAGUGAAAGAAAUUCGCUUGUUUUUCAAUGUCAAGCUAGAAAAGCUGGCUUUUCCCGCCUUUUGCAAUUGGCGAAUGUGCUUUCCAGUUUAACCGGUUUUAUUUCCCCCCCUUCGCAACUUGCGAAAAUGCCUUCCGACUAAACCAGUAUUUUCCCGCCUUUUUAAAUCGAAGGCCCUUUGAGCGCGCCCCACUUCAAAGUCAUGGCAGUCCGUAUUUAAAGAAAUUACCCUAAAAUAGUUUCAGUUGUAGUAGAGCUUUAGUAUUUUGUAUGCGCUAAAAAUAAUGCUUCCAUUCUGCUAACGCUUCUAGUGAGACCACAAGCAAUGUAAGCUUGGGAAGGAAUUUUUAUCAAUGUAUAUUAARGCUUGUUUGUGAUUGUCUUUGUAUUUAGUAGUAGAAUGUUGGUAUAUCUAUAAUAGCAAUGGACUUUAGAUUUCAUUGAUCAUCAAAAUAAAUAAACAUAGUUCUUUUACCAAG
Actinia tenebrosa (Australian red waratah sea anemone) is the source of this 3589-nucleotide messenger RNA. Its product is annotated as catenin beta-1. The record is from RefSeq and is a predicted model, not a curated record. Gene Ontology annotation, biological process: cell adhesion. Lineage: Eukaryota; Metazoa; Cnidaria; Anthozoa; Actiniaria; Actiniidae. Gene Ontology annotation, molecular function: cadherin binding.